Molecule: messenger RNA, 2382 nt
Organism: Serpula lacrymans var. lacrymans S7.9
Lineage: Eukaryota; Fungi; Basidiomycota; Agaricomycetes; Boletales; Serpulaceae
Exons: 11
Coding region: 1-2382 (793 amino acids)
Biological process (GO): regulation of transcription by RNA polymerase II
Cellular component (GO): SAGA complex; SLIK (SAGA-like) complex
Molecular function (GO): structural molecule activity; protein heterodimerization activity
Source: RefSeq, a predicted model, not a curated record
AUGAAUAAUCUCUUGAGGGCUUUGACCGAGAGCCAGGUCAAGUCAUCUGCUGACCUCAAGUUACUGUUAACCACUGUAAAGGAAGCUCGGCGCCAGAGUUAUGAUACUAAGAUAUCAGAGCCAUUCUACGAAUCCCUGGAAGGUCUUCUCCAUGACCUCCGCACCGUAACAAUGGAUAACCAUGACGCAGAUGCUUUUCUCAAGCCAGUGCCGAGAGCUGAAUAUCCAGAUUAUUAUGACGUGAUCGCAAAUCCCAUGGACUUGCAAACCAUGCUGAAGAAGGUCAAAGGAAAGCAGUACAAGUCCAAAAGAGAGUUUAAAGAUGACCUCGACCUGAUUUGGUCGAAUUGUUACACUUACAAUGCAAAUGAGGACCACCCCCUCCGCCUUUGUGCUAAGCGUUUAAAAAUGAAAGCGGAUAAACUUCUUAUGAACAUUACCGAUCGCAAGGAGCGUGUCGAUCCCUACAUUCCUUUUGAUCUGUCUUCUCGAAAUACGCCGCAGCCGAAAUUGAAUGGUUUCAUGAAUGGCCACCUGAAACCACGUUCUCCGAGUCGUCCUCCUAGGCAACCCAUAUCUAUUCAGUCUACUUGUUCACCAGUUCCCAAGAAACCUCGACGGGAUGUCGCUUUUCCUGAUUCUCCUGCCAUCAUUCGCACUGCGGAAGGCAUGGUAACUUUCCGGCAAAUGGACGAAGAACUCAACGCCACUGCAGGCCCCUCUUUUGCUUCACACGCACCCGCAAGAGGUCUCAGCAAUGGUGUUUCUAGCUUACCUGAGCGGUUAAGGAGUUAUGCGAUGCCUAUAGAAUCGGAGAGUGAAACUGAAGAUGAACGUCUCAUAGAUUCUGCACAUACUGAGGGCGACGCAGCAGGAAAGCGUAAAAUUAAUGGUAUCACCGCGCAGCGACCACGAAAACGAGCGCGUCUCACCCCACCAGUAUAUGAUAACAGCGACGUGCUUGAUUUGUGGUGGAGAGCCGUCGAGUCAGACACCUUACUUGCCAAUGGGUUACCAUCUCUCGUACAAUCUUCUCAUCAGGCUGCUCUGCUUUCCCAACCGACUGCCUCUAGAUCACCGUCCAGAAAACGGAAACGACCAAAGAAAAGUGAUACUCCCACCAACACCAUGCUUGCUCAUAUGAAUGGCAACAUAAAAACCCUGAAGCGUGUCCGUCGAACUCAUGCCAAGUUUGCCGCUCUGAAUCUAAACUCAGAGGAAGGUGGGACAUUUGACGAGCCUCCAGAUGUUCCCGAAGAUGAAGUCGAAGAGACGAUCGACGAAAGACCAUGGAAGACUCGGGGUGCUGGUGUUGAAAUUGGAGAGGCGAAUGCCACUGACUGUCUUCGCUGGAUGAACACUAAAGUGUUGGAGCAUGCUGGUUUCCAAGGAUCUUCAAGCGUAGCACUUGAUGUUUUGUCAGGAGUAACGUCUGAAUUUUUCCUUAAUGUGGGUCGAACGCUUCGUUUUCUGUGUGACAAAUACUCUAAUAGCAUGACAGCUGAGGAAAUUAUUUUGCAUACAUUGUUUGAGAGUGGUACGACGAAGAUACAGAAUCUUGAGCGGUAUAUCAAGGAUGACGUGAUUCGGUAUGGUGCACGCCUUACUGACCUUGAGAAGAAACUCGUCAGUGCAUACCGUGAAGCCACUGCUGUGGAAGCCCUUGAUGAUGAUGCACUCUUUGGCAAUGAUUCAGAAGAAGAAGAAGGUGCUUUCGUCAUGGGUAACUUCACGGAUUCAUUUGGCGAGGACUUCUUGGGACUUCGCGAGCUUGGUAUAGCUGCCGAGUUUGGGCUUUCUAGCCUCAGCAUUCCUAAGAAGCUACUGAAAGGUAAAGGUAAAGCUGGAAGCAAGCUGUUGCCUUCCGAGGUAAAGCCGACAGAACCCCCUCCUCCGUAUCCGCCGCCGCCUUCUUUUUUACUGGUGUCCUCGAAGAACGUGGACGAUCACAUUGGUUUGCUCAAAACGUAUUAUCAAGGCCGCCUAUCUUUGUUAUCAUCUUCUCUCCCUCCUAUGGCAAGCGCUCCUUCGGCAUAUCCACCUGCUUUCGCUUCUGCCAUGCCUCCCCUCCUUCCACAGCCAGCCGCUCCGAAAGCAGUGGUUACACUGCCUGAUGACUCUUCUAAUCCUGUCCAGUCUAAACUAGGUCCUCUUGGUCAAGUCCUCAAAAGCGGAUCUUCUGCAAACGCCCUGAAAAAGAAGGGGAAGGGGAAGGAUGGUACUAUAAGCACAAAACCAGAAGAGACCGCAUUGGUAGAUUCGUCUCUCUAUGAGGGCGGCAGCGUGACAGAUUCUCCGAAGAAGAAGAAACCCGCAAACGGACCUAGUGCCAAGAAGAAGAAAGCUGUCGACUUUCCUCCAGUCAUUGCCGCUAGUGCUUGA